Molecule: messenger RNA, 1696 nt
Organism: Quercus robur (English oak)
Lineage: Eukaryota; Viridiplantae; Streptophyta; Magnoliopsida; Fagales; Fagaceae
Product: cyclin-A3-1-like
Exons: 8
Coding region: 218-1291 (357 amino acids)
Biological process (GO): regulation of cyclin-dependent protein serine/threonine kinase activity; mitotic cell cycle phase transition
Cellular component (GO): cytoplasm; nucleus; cyclin-dependent protein kinase holoenzyme complex
Molecular function (GO): cyclin-dependent protein serine/threonine kinase regulator activity
Source: RefSeq, a predicted model, not a curated record
CUACCUUAACAUAAAGCUCAAAAUGAAAAAGAAACCGUCGUCCAAGCGAGUCCAAGCAAGCGCGCUUGAACAAAGAUUUUGAAAUGGUGAAAAUGGCGGCAUAAGCAUAAAUAACAAUCUUCCCUCUCCAAAAACACUUCACAAAUGCACCAACUUCUUCUUCUUCAUUUAUAAACCACAAUAAAAAUAUAGGAAGUUUCAGAGCAUAGUUCAAGCCAUGCGCUCCACCAAGAAGCGAGCCUCCUCAGCCACAAGCUCUCUGCAACUUCAAUUCCCCACACCCAAAAAGCGAGUCGUUCUGAGUGACCUCACCAACUCGCCCGACGACGUUGGGUCGACUCGCAACUCGGAAGACUUUGCUCCCAACAAACCCAAAUGCGAAAACAAUGGCGCGUACCCCAAUUGUGAACUUGAUGAACCCACAAAGUCGGAGACUGUGAUUAGCUCCACCUGCAUGGAUCAUUUCAAUUGCACUUACUCCAAUUCUAUACACAGUCAUCUUCGUGCCCAGGAGAUGGAGGUGCACAGAAGGCCAUUUCCUGAUUACAUGGAGACUGUUCAAAAUGAAGUUUCUACGUUUAUGCGAGAAAUUUUAGUGAACUGGUUGGUGGAGGUUGCAGAGGAAUACAAGCUUGUCUCAGACACCAUUUACCUCACAAUAUCAUAUAUUGACAGAUUCCUCUCUUCGAAUGUUGUCAGCAAGAGCAAGAUACAGCUUCUUGGUGUUUCAUGCAUGCUUAAUGCCUCACAGUAUGAAGAGAUCAGUCCUCCAAAUGUUGAAGACUUUUGCUAUAUAACAGAUAAUUCAUACACCAAGGAAGAGGUGAUGGACAUGGAGAGAGAAGUGCAAAAAUUUUUGAACUUUGAGAUGGGCGUCCCUACAAUAAAGAAUUUUCUGAGAAUCUACACGAGAGCUGCUCAAGAGAAUUGCAAUUCAUCAAAUUUGCAAUUUGAGUUAUUGGGUUGUUAUCUUGCGGAGCUAAGUUUGUUAGAUUAUACAUGUGUGCGGUUCUUACCAUCAGUUAUUGCUGCAUCGGCAAUUUUUCUUACAAGAUUCACAAUCCAACCUGAGAUGCAUCCUUGGAGUUUGGCACUUCAGUGCUAUUCUGGUUAUAGACCAUUUGACUUGAUGGAAUGUGUCCUCACUCUUCAUGACUUGCAAAUAAAUAGAAAAGGAAGCUCUUUACAAGCAGUAAGAGAGAAAUACAUGCAGCACAAGUAUAAAUGCGUAGCAUCAUUGACUUCUCCCUCAGAAAUCCCUGCAUGUUAUUUUGAGGUCAUCAAUGGAUAGGCAUCCCAACAGUAUGAAUGACGUCGACUUUGGAGUCAGAACUAGCCUUGUCAUAGAAUUCCUUUUACUUUCUCUUUUUGAUACUUCCAUUUCUGCUAAAUUGGAGGGUGUAAUAAAGCACAUGCUGGUUAAGAGCUGCUCGGUUUGAAGUUGGCUUGUAUUAGAUUGCCUUAAGACAUUGUGCUUCGAAUGUUUAGCAUCACAAGUAGAGCCAUCAUUGACUGCUAUCAGCCUUUUGGUUAGUACAGAGAUUGAUAAUUCUGGGUUUGGAAAGACUUUGUACAUUGUAUGGAAUUAAGUGACCUAUCUAGGAAUAUCAUAUGAUUCAAUGGGGCUUCUGCCUCCAAUUGAAGCCUCAAAUAGUUUUAUUUUUGUAUAGCUCAAGUAAAAGAUAACAUUUUCUAA